Auanema sp. JU1783 is the source of this 1266-nucleotide messenger RNA. NCBI's taxonomy places the organism in Eukaryota, Metazoa, Nematoda, Chromadorea, Rhabditida, Rhabditidae. The record is from the annotation of a GenBank genome assembly.
AUGGAAGAAGAAAUUACUGACUUGAAGAACUUCGUAGAUGAAUUUUUUGAUAAGAACCCUGGCUCGAAAGAGGAGGAUCUUCUAUUAGCAUUAGAAAAACGUUUUUCGCUGUUGAUGGAGGAAAUUGAUAGGAGAGAGAUAGCUAGUGAUUCUAAAUUAUAUAAUUUGAUCGUAGGCCAAAUAUACAAUGCAUCACCAAAAUACGAUGCUCGGGCUGAGUACCAUUUGAGUAAAGCGGUUAAACUGGAUAUGAACUUGGUGUUAGCAUGGCUCGAGCUUGCUGUUUUGAUGUCGAAGAAAAAAGAUCCGGAUUUCGCCAUAUAUUGUUGCGAGAAAUCAUUAGAACAUCAACGAACAUGCAAAGCAUUGUUCAUGCUGUCUUAUCUGUUACGAAUGAAAGCCACACAACAAUCGAACGUUAGUAAUAAUGAAAAGAAUGAACUUUUCCGCAAGUCCAUGGCUUGUGGGGUUGAAGCUGUAGCAAUCGAUCCAAACUGUGGAAAAGCUCAUGUAUACUUGGGUAACAGUUACUUUGUUCAUUUCGUCAGGUCAAAUAGCAGUUUUCAAGUUCUGGAAAACGCAGCCGAAUGCUAUCGUAGAGCUCUGAAGUGUGAUACUGAGUUUAGAAACCCAGAUCUUCAUUUGAAUUAUUCUGAAGUUUUGAAAUACAAACAAGACUAUGCCGGAGCUUUAGAUCAUUUGCGAUUAGCUAGGAGAUUCGAUCCUUCAGCUACUCCCAAAGAAAAAUAUGAGAACCUAGUUACAUUUUUGAACAAUAUACACUCAGCAAUCGAAAAAAAAGGCAGAAUAAAACCCAGGAAAUAUCAGGAGACGCUUGAAUCGUUGAAAGGCUGGGAAACGAAAUUGUUUGCAAAAAAACAUAUUGGCGAUAGUAGAGUAAUAUGUUCCUUCUCUGAUUUGAAAGUUGGAGAAAACAGUCAAAAAACUCUUGUUGUAUCUGUUGUUGCUACUUUAUCGCAUGAAGAGCAAAUUCCUGUCACCAUGGUCGUUAUGGAUAGCACAGGAUGCUCUUUUGCUGUCAUGAUCUACAAUGCUAGAUCUUCGUUCGGUUUUAUUAUUGGUGAUGUUGUUGAGAUUAAGAACCCAUCCGUUGUUUUGUCUGAGAAUCUCAAGAUCUCAGACACUAAGAUAAUUACUGAAUUGAAAAUGAUUCAUGUUAGCAAUCCCACUCAACUCACUCGGAAUGGAGUAUCAAUUCAAGCUGCUUCUGUCGCUCCAACAAGUUUUACAUUAACUGACUCAUAA